AUGUAGAUAUAUAAUACAUUCCUAUUAAGUGGGGUUAAUGAAAAUUUUAAGAGUUGCCGAAAUUUAUCGUUAUUAACAAGUCUCUUUACUCAUAAAAUAUAGAUUGAAUAUUAAACUGGUGAUCUCAAUUAUCCCUUCUUUCACUUUUUGAAUAUUAUCUUCAAAAUUUAGACUUAUUUCUUAAUUAUAAACCCUACUAAUUAAAUUCUUAUGAAACUGUAUUUUUAUUAUAGCUACAACUUCUAUAAUAGAUAUAAUAAUAAUUAUAAAGUAAUAGUAUGGCAUCUUCUUUUAGUAUUCAAAGAAGCUUUUCACAUCAAUGAUAUCUACUUUUAUUUAUUGAUAUCUAAUUUUCUUAUUUGUAUAACUGAUUUACUUCUUAAAAUAAUAAUAGAUGUUUUAUAACUCCAUAAUAUUUAAUACAAAGACCAAUAAUUCCACUUAAUUGAUACAUAGUUUAAUUAUCUCAAAUAUUUAUUCUUUAUAAACUUCACUAAAAUACUAAUUGUUGAUCAUACAGUUAAUCUUCUUUAGUUUAGUUUGUCGCUGUAUGAAAUAAAAUUCAUUACUAAAAAUGAAAUGCACCUGAAAAAGUCUCCAUAGCAUAUAAUCUAAUUAAUUGUAAACCUUAUGAUUAAAAUUUUGUUAAAAAAUAGGAUUUUGAUAAGAAUUCUAACUGUCUUCAUAGAAUAAACAAAAGGAAGUUACUCCAUCAAUCAAAUUAAAUAACAUUUAGUAUUAAUAAUCAAAAAAUAACCAAAAGUUCUUGCAUACUUGAGUUUUUUAAAUUUUGUAUGUUUCAAUAUCAGAUGUAUAAAUAAAAUUGAUUAUUAAAAUUUGCAUAUUAUUAGUGAACAGUUGGUGUCUAUCUGA
This is a messenger RNA of Paramecium tetraurelia, 873 nucleotides long. RefSeq lists its product as uncharacterized. The record is from RefSeq and is a predicted model, not a curated record. NCBI's taxonomy places the organism in Eukaryota, Ciliophora, Oligohymenophorea, Peniculida, Parameciidae. The transcript has a single exon.